AUGUUUAACCUUCGUUUGUAUGUCUGUGUUUUUGUUCUAAUGGUUGUUAUAAAUUGUGCAUCAGCACGAGCACGAAAUCAUAACUAUUUAAAUGAACAUGAAAAACGACUAUUUGGGUGCGGCGCGCUUGGUACGUCAUGUAGUGGCUUGUUUUCUAAAUCGUGCUGCAAUGGUUUUAAGUGUCACUCAACUACUGGAAAAUGUGUAAGCUCUGGCGGAUCAAGUAAUUGGCUUGGUGAUCGAAAUGGCAAAUAA
Messenger RNA from Rotaria socialis, 255 nucleotides. The record is from the annotation of a GenBank genome assembly. NCBI's taxonomy places the organism in Eukaryota, Metazoa, Rotifera, Eurotatoria, Philodinida, Philodinidae.